Molecule: messenger RNA, 3944 nt
Organism: Strigops habroptila (Kakapo)
Lineage: Eukaryota; Metazoa; Chordata; Aves; Psittaciformes; Psittacidae
Gene: LRRC31
Product: leucine rich repeat containing 31
Exons: 13
Coding region: 1727-3544 (605 amino acids)
Molecular function (GO): protein binding
Source: RefSeq, a predicted model, not a curated record
ACAACGGCACGGCGCCGGGGCGGGGAGGCCGCGGAACGGCGAGGGAAGCCCCCCCUUGAGGGGCGGCCGGGCCGGCCGGCACAGCCCAGCCGGCGAGGCCGGGCCGCGCUGAGGACGGAGAGAGGGAGCUGCCGCCCAGGGAAGGGGCGCGGGCCGGGCAGGCAGGGAGGGAGAAGGCCGGCUACCUGGAUCCGCUUCCUAUGUCUCCGCCGCUCCGCCAUGUUGUCCCCGUCUGCUCCGCCGAUGACGUGAGCGAGCGCGGGAGGGAGCGGGGGGGGGGGCGGCCUCGCGAGAGGCGGCGGGAGCCGGCGGAGGGGCGGGAAGGGCGCGCGCCCUCGACGCCUCGGCAGGCACAGAAGAGAAGAAGGCGGCGGCGAAAGGGUGUCCGCGCUGCAGCGCGCUGUGCCGGCCCGCAGCGGCCCUGCGCUGGAGCUCCGCUGUGUGGGCUGCCCGGCUCAGAGGCAUCGCUGCGGGCCGAGGGGUCGGGUUCCUUUCGGGCUGUCAGCACCCCUGAAGUAGUCUGGUUAAUCAGAAGCUCCCCAGGGGGAGAUGCUGCGUCUCCGGUGCCAGCGCCUCACCCUCACGUCUAAAGUUCAACUCCUAAAUCGGCGUUGGCGCCUCUUGCCGCCCGGUUCCCUCGCAGGCAGCCGGGGCUGCGCGCUGGGGCCUACCCAAGGCGGGAGGCAGUGGUCCGGGCGCAGGAUGGACAAGCUGGGGUGUCCGUCUGCGCUCAGAGGUGUCACUUGGGAUCUGGAGAGCGAACCCAUCCUGCGGGAAUAAAGAACUUUUAAUUCAUCUGAAUUUGAGAAACAUUAACUUGCAUGAGUUCUUCCCAGGACAGCUGGGCAUGCAGCAGCAGAUCGGUGUGCAGCACAGGGAGCAAACUGAUCAUUUCCAGCAGAUCUGUAAGAAAGGACCAAGGGAUGUAAAGUGGGCCAGGGAAUGUGCCCUCCAGUGCAAGGCAUGGAUGGUGAACUUCCUGCCACUAUGGAGCACAGAGCCUAUCAAGGCUGAAUAUUACAUGGGACAGGUUUGUUUGCAGUCAUUGAUACAGCAGGAGAACAAGAGAGAAGCAAGUGGCUGAGUCUCAAGAAAGCCAGUGAAAGUGAAGGUUCAAACGGCUUGUAUUAAAGAUUCAACCAGAAGCCAGUGGUUGCUUUACAGACCGUCUUUCAAUGCAAGUUUACAAACUGCUGGAGUCCCAUGAAUCUCAGACUGAGCAGCACUCCUCUAACAGAGCUAUUCGAACCCUGUAACAGAAAGAACUAUUCAACAUCCUGCUGACCGCACAGCUUUGCUCAGCCUCCAGCAGUAUUUCUGACCAGUAUCGACAAAAAGGGUGGGAAAACAAAGAACUUUUCUUCAGGUAGUCUGUAACCUGAUCUAUAAGGUGACUCAGCCUCUUCGAACAACAGCUGUUUCUGGGACAGGCAGUGGUUAGCGUAUAGUGUUAAAGUCUCUGCUGCCACUUCCUGGUUUCCGCCUGGUGAGUGAUCUAAACUGCGACAUGAUCAGAGCAUUUAAAUGGGCUUCUCAACCCCCCCCAGAAAAGAGAGGCCAGAGAGAGCAGUCUGACAUUGAGAGAGUGCAGAGGAAUAGAGCCAUCGGGAAAGAGCCCACAAACCACUUGUGCAGAGCUGCUGCUAUCAAACUGAUGAAGACAGAAACUCUUGAAAGAAAACUACAUGGAGAGUCCUAUUAGGGAAAGAAGUGAGAUUUUGUUUGCAUGUUGUGGCUCACUUCUCCUGCAAGCCCUGGAAGUACUGAAAAAUGUGAGAGAUCCUUAAAUGUUCCAAUGGAAAAGACAGAUGGCAUGCAUAACUGCCAGGAUAAGCAUGAAGAGGACAUCCCAAAGAGUUCCCCAUUUGACUUUGUUAUAAAACAGUUCCAAAGGAAAAGGUCCUUUCCUGGAAAAAGAAAAGAGCAACCUUCAGCCAUGAAAAAAUUCUUCAGGGGCUUUAACUUUGGGAAAUCUGAAGGCAAGGACAAAAGAGAAAUGGAAGAAACAGAAAUAAACAACUCUGGAGCUGAUGAUCACAGUGAGAAGGAAGAUCUCUCUGCAGAAGAUGGACUUUCGCAUCUCAUUUCUGAAGCAGAGUCACCAUCUGGUGACCAGAUAUUUAACCAGUUCAUGCAGAAACUGGGGAAGAAACCCAACAGCAAGAAUCUGGAUCUAAAUAAUUGUGCAUUAACUGCAGCAGAUGUAACAGAGCUGGCUUCUUUACUGCCAUUUCUCCCAGAGCUGGAAGAGAUCAGUCUGUCCUGGAACAGUUGUGUUGGUGGGACUUUGAAAGCUCUCACUGUUCAUCUUCAUCAUGUAAACCUGUUAAAAGUCCUUCGACUUAACAACUGCAGACUCACAGCUGAGGAUGUCACCUCCCUAGGAGAGGCAUUUGAAAUUGUUUCUCAACUUGAAGAACUGGAUUUAUCAUGGAACAGUAACAUAGGUGGAAAACUAUCACUCCUGACAAAAAAAAUCCAGAAAGGAUGCAAGUUAAAACUUCUGAAAAUUACAGACUGUAACCUGACGGGAAAGGAUGGAGAAUCCCUUGCUGAAAUUCUAAAUGUGAUCCCAAACCUCGAAGUAUUAGAUCUCUCUAUCAACAAACACAUCGGUUGGAGCGUGAAGGUUAUUGCUCAGGCUCUGAAGAAUGUGCCAGGCUUGAAAGAGUUAAACUUGCACAUGUGUGGAUUAAAGCAAGACAGCCUCCAGGGCUUAGAUGCUGCUUUACCACACCUUGCAGAGCUAAGAAAAUUAGACAUAUCAUGUAACAAAGAGAUUGGUGGUGGCUUUAAAGAUUCAACAGCUCAUUUGGCCAGCUUGAAAAAUCUCGAAGUCCUUGAUCUCCACCAGUGCUGUGUAACAGAAGAGGACAUGACCAUUUUGUCCCAGGUGAUACCUUUACUCUCCAGUCUUCAAGAGCUGAAUUUAUCCUCGAAUAAAAAUGUAGGCAUCUCAUCUGGUCCUCUUCUGGGCAGGCUCAGGUUUUUACCGAAGUUGAAAUCUGUGGCCAUCAGCAAUUGUGGGUUAGACGAAGAGUCAUUUUCAUCACUAGCUGAGGCUGCCCUUCACCUUCCUGAACUGGAGAUAUUAGACCUUUCCUGGAAUAAGUGCGUUGGUGGGAACCUAAAGCUGCUUUUGGGAGCACUAAAGCUUGCAAUGGAGAUUCAAGUGUUAAGACUGAGCAGCUGUAACUUGGUGGAUGAAGAUUUGGCACUUCUAACAUUGCUGACGCAGGAUGGUCACCUAGCCAGAUUACAGAAGCUGGAUUUGAGUUAUAAUAACAACAUAUCUGACAAAGGGUGGGUUAUGUUCUGUCAAGGCUUAACAGUAUUCAAAGAACUCGCAGAGCUGGAUGUCAGUCUUCGCCCAUCAUCCUGCCGUGACUGUGGGACGUGGUUCAGUGAGUUGUUAGCAGCAUUGACAAAGCUACCUGCCUUGGCAGAGCUGGGGAUGCAAAGAUGGGUCCUUUCAGAAUCACAGCGGGAACAACUGGAAAGCUUUAAUCAAGACAACAAAAGAAAUAUUCGUUUUGACUGUUGAUGGAGGUUGAAGACCUCCUCUAGAAGGCCUUUCACAAGCAGCACAUGAACCAAGUAUGAUGUGUUUGUGACUUAAAAGACAGCCCAGUUUUUAGUAAUCUCUUUUCAUAAGAACUCUUGAAAUAGUUCCAAAAUUAUAGAAAACUGUUAUUUAACCUUGUGCAUGCAUAGAUUAUUCCAUUUAAUAACAUACUCUCUCAGAUUCUUUGGGCCAUGCUCAAGCUACUAAAUCUUUGUGUUGUGAAUACUGCAGUGACUACUGUCCAAUGAGCAACGAUGAUUUCAGAUGGACACGCUGCAGGUUUGCCAACAGCAGGAAGUGGCUGGGGUGUUUGCUCCUGCAGAUGGGUGGGCAGUGUGAAUGUGGCCUCAUGUAAGUAAAUGUCUGAAAAUACUUGAAA